Molecule: messenger RNA, 3065 nt
Organism: Neoarius graeffei (lesser salmon catfish)
Lineage: Eukaryota; Metazoa; Chordata; Actinopteri; Siluriformes; Ariidae
Gene: etv5b
Product: ETS variant transcription factor 5b
Exons: 11
Coding region: 379-2013 (544 amino acids)
Biological process (GO): cell differentiation; regulation of transcription by RNA polymerase II
Cellular component (GO): nucleus
Molecular function (GO): DNA-binding transcription factor activity, RNA polymerase II-specific; sequence-specific DNA binding
Source: RefSeq, a predicted model, not a curated record
UAUAUGGAGGGCGGAGUCUGCUGUUUGCAGCCUGUGUUUAUACUCACAUCCGUUUCAUAAUCUAGAUCACAGGAAGCAAUAACAGUCAAUGAUAGUUGUUUAAUUGCAUCCUAUUUUAGUGCACAGCUUGCCAAGAUUGCAGUGUUUUCUUGGAUUCAUGGCAGGAUAAUAUAGUGCUUGCGUCAGGGGGAAAAAAGCAUACGCACGCGCGUGUGUCGUUCACGAACGAAUCGGUUCUUUUACGGAACGCUGGUUGAGAGUCGACUCAGGAAAGGACCUGACAAGUGAGGAGAUCUCCCCCGUGAGAGCGAGAGAGGACGUGUCUCCCUCCAUCAUUCCCUCAUUUGAUUUUACUACCCACGCUGUUGAUCCCGCAGCAUGGACAGCUUUUACGAUCAGCAGGUCCCUUAUGUGUUGCCACCCAAUAAAUGCCAUGCCAAGGAGCCACCAUGCAAGCCACUGAGUGAAAGGAAAAGGAAGUUCAUGGACAGCGAGCUCGCUCAGGACACUGAGGAACUGUUUCAAGACCUGAGUCGGCUGCAAGAAAUAUGGAUAGCUGAAGCCCAAGUACCUGAGGAUGAACAGUUUGUUCCAGAUUUCCAGGAUAACUUGACGUUCCAUGGCCCGCCUCAAACCAAGGUGAAGAGGGAAGUCAGUCCGAGUCGAAACUUCUCCCCCUGCAGACAAGAGCAGAGACUCUCGCCGUAUGGAGAGAAGUGCCUUUACAACUACAGGCAUGUGUCUUCGUGUCACUUGAUUCUAAAACCCUACUGCUUUUGUACUUGCACUGAAAUGUGCUGCGUGUACAAAUUUAACAUUUUCCCAUGUUUGUUUCCUAUCAGUGCCUAUGACAGGAAGCCAUUUGGAUUCAGUAAACCUCUGACCUCGCCCCCUACCCCUGUAUCACCUUGCAACUCCACCCAUAACCCAGGGACACAUGCCCUGCAGAAAAGAGUUACACCUCCAGUCCACACUCCUACGCAGGGGCUACCGGCUGUGACCAGCCACACGCCUCAGAGAAUACAGAGCACAGUUCACAGCCAAAGUCCACCUUUUGCAGUGCCCCGCCCACCUGUCAGUCACCCAGAUGCCUCCUACAGUGCAGAUCACAGAUUCCACAGACAGCUCUCCGAGCCAUGCCUGCCCUUCCCACAGUCCAAUGCCCGCUCUGGGACUCCUUACCCACCACAGAACACCAACCCCUUUUCACGGGACAAUCGGCCACAUUACCACCGCCAGAUGUCUGAGCCUGUGAUCCCGCUUCCUCUACGGGGGUUUAAGCAAGAGAUGGUGGACCCUCGUUACCAUGAACAGGAUGUCUCUAAUGUUGCAGCCAAUCAUGUCCCAUCAUACCAUCAAAUGUCCAUCAAACAGGAGCCCAGAGAAUUUGGCAUUGACUCUGAGAUACAGAACUGCCAGUCAUCCUUUGGGAAGUCCUCAAACUUUUGUCAGGUCAACAGUGAAGGGUUCAUGUAUGAUGGAGAGCCUCACCUCUAUUACGAAGACACAUGUGUGGUGCCUGAGCGGCUCGAUGGAAAGUACAAACAGGAAGGAGUGGGCUUCAGGGAGGGGCCACCGUACCAGAGACGGGGCUCCCUGCAGCUCUGGCAAUUUUUGGUCACGCUAUUGGACAAUCCGUCUAACAGCCACUUUAUUGCGUGGACAGGCCGUGGGCUUGAGUUUAAACUCGUUGAGCCAGAAGAGGUGGCCAGGCGCUGGGGUAUCCAAAAGAACAGGCCUGCCAUGAACUACGACAAGCUGAGCCGAUCUCUCCGUUACUACUACGAGAAGGGCAUCAUGCAGAAGGUAAAGGUCGCAGGUGAGCGGUACGUGUACAAGUUUGUGUGUGACCCAGAAGCUCUCUUCUCCAUGGCCUUCCCAGAUAACCAGAGGCCAAGCCUAAAAGCCGACCCUGAUGGGAUGCAGGUCCCUGAGGAUGACACCGUUCCUCUCUCCCACUACAAUGAAACCAGCAGAGCCUCUUAUGUAGAUGGCAGGGCUGUCUUUCCCUGACAGCUACACUUUCUGUCCUGCUUUCAUCUCCGUUUGGACUCCUGAAUCCCCUCCGCCCACUGAUCCACAUGCCCCAUCACUUCCUCCUGACACAUGAAGCUGAAUUACUGGCAUGUAUAAAUAUAUAACACAUGCUUGUAUGUAUGAUAUAUAUAUAUUUUUUUUUUUUUAAUAUAAAUGCUUUCUUAUUUGAGAAUUUUCAGUCCUUCCAUACUUGUCUCAUUUGAACUGUUUUCACCAAGCACACACACAUUACUGUAAUGCACGUUUUGUCUUGCGGGCUUUUUUUUAAAUCAGCCGACACUAAAAUGGGCUCUGCAGUAUUUUUUAAAACCAGCUUCAGGUUUUCUAUGUAUAAAUCUCUAUAAAUAUUCUAAGAUGGCUUUUGUGCACUGUUUCUUGUGUAGAACCUGCUGUGUAUUUUUCAGCUCUGUACUUAAGUGCUAUUUCUAAAAUUCUAUGCUAUCAAAUGCUGAAUUUUAUUAAAGUAUGUAACUUGUUUUAAUGAAAGGUUUGUAUAUUAUUCUAGCCACGCAAGUUUCACAUGCUUUUAUCACAGGCCUGGAAAAAGUGUUUCUGCUUUUGUAGGAAUAUUGAAAGAGUAAAAUCUAUAUGUAUAAUUAUAUAAGUAUAUUUUUGCAAAGCCUGCAUUUGUUUUCAUUGUUGUACAAGCUAUGUAUCAGACCUUUUAUCUUAAAUUUACAUAGUGGAAACUUGGGCUAUGUCUAAACACGCAAUCAAAGCGUUUCUCUUUUUAAAAAAAAACUUAAUAUCUGAGGGGUCUGAAUUCCUACAUUUUAAAAGAAAAACCUUGGACAAAUGUGGAUUUAAAAGAAAUGUAUCUGACAAUCUAAUAACUUAAGCAUUGCAGUAAGCCUGCAUUACAAAGAUGCUCCAGUAACUGCUGAGCCAUAGAAUCUUGUACUUUAAAUGGUAUAACCUUUCAGUGGGACAUCAGCUCUGUAACAUUGGAUUUAAGGGUAACCUUUACAUCCACUAUUCAGCGUUUAUAAUCUGUACUGGGUACAAUAAACAUUUCUGCUUCACUUAAA